GAUGAAAUGUUGAAAUUCGAUUCCUACGCCGGCUGUCGGCGUGGUAAACGGCGGUAAUAUGACUUUCAGUCUUCAAUGACCCAAAGGAUUUCUUUACUAUGUGAUCAAAAGAGCUUGUGACUCAGAUGGAAUAUCGUGUCCUGUUUUGAAAUGCAGUAACUUAACUUGUCAUAACAAGUUCUUUUAAAUAUUUAAUGAGUGACUUCGGCUUGUUUCGGUCGUCCUCAAAAUGGUUGCGAGCAAAAGAAGUAAAACGAAGCGAGUCAACAAAGAUAACGAAAAUAUCACCAAGUCAGUCGACAAGCCAGAGGAUUUCAAAAACAAUUCAAUUCUCUUCAAAGCUUCUAUAGUAAUUGCAUUGAUCACUGUUGCAUCUAUGGGGUUUGUAAGCUUAAAUUUACGAACACAUCAAGACACAAGGUCAAAUGGAAGUCAAGAGCUAACUAAUUUGAAGAACGACAUUCAAGACGAAGAAAAGCGAGAGGGAAGUGAUGAUAUAUGGACUAUAGAUAGACGACGUAAUCUGAGUCUCGAAGAGUUUAUCCAAAGAUAUGAUGGAAAACGACCUGUGUUAAUUACUGAUAUUCUGCCAAGCUGGAAAGCAGCCAAUUGGAGCAAGGAGUUUUUUGCUAAAAACUAUGGUGAUCAAAAAAUGUUCAUGAAAGCAGUACAGGGGACAAUGAACCAAGCAGAAAGUCUUGCUGUGAAUGCAAAGUUGUUUGCAGAGCAUGCUCAUGAAGGCAAACCCUGGUUAUGGACUUAUGUAGAGGAUGAGCUAUUUAUCCAAACUCACCCUGAGUUGAAGGAUCACCUACAGAACCCAAUCUAUUUAAAGGAAGACUUCUUUCAAUUUUUCCCCAAAGAUGUUCGACCAUGGAAUGCUAUGCUUCUGUGGGGUACUGCAUACUCCAGGUCAUCUUUGCAUAUUGACCCAUACAACUGGACUGGGACAAAUGCUUUGUUUUCUGGGAAGAAAAUGUGGAAGAUGUAUCCUCCCGGCCAGGACCAAUACCUUUAUAUUUACAGUAACAGACGGUGUAAUUUCCCAUUGGACUGCUUUAAAUAUAACAGCCCUGUGGAUGCAUUUGCGCCAGAUCUAGAGAAGUUCCCACUAUUUUCAAAGGCCAAGGCACUUUCGUUCACGCAGAAUGCUGGGGAGCUUCUUAUCAUUCCAACAGGCUGGUUCCACCAGGCUUUUAACCCAGAGGAGACAAUUGCUGUCAGUAGUCAAAUUAUGAAUUCACAGAAUUACAAAAUCUGCUUAGAGGAGAUAUUUAAAGCCGGAGAAGUAGAUCUUCGGAAAAUCCCAGAAGGAUUUGCCAACCUCUCGCCAGUGGAUCAGGUUGUGACAGUGACGAGGCUUAUUCCUAUCAAUGUGAUCAGGAAAGGCAGACAGUUGACAGAAAAUCUGCUGAAACAACUCAAGAAAUGAUGUUGCAAUGACCCACUUAACACUGUUAUCAAUCCACUUUACAUUGGCAUACCUCACACUGAUCUACAUCUCACUCACUGAGUUUCUAAUUCACAUCACACUGAUCCAUGUCAUACAUAGCUAUCCCACACUGAUGUACACUAUUUCACAUUGAUCUACUUUACACUGUUAAGGCUACAAUACUUCACUGAUCUACAUUGUACGAUGAUGUACAUCUCACCAGAUUCCUGAUACAUAGUUAGAAAAAAUCUUGAUAAUAAGAAAGUCAACCUUGUAUGUUGAACAUAAUUUAAAAGAAAUUAUAUUGAAUAAGAUUUGCUGAAAAAAUACAAUCAUAAGGUUUUGUGAUAAUUAAAACAAUAUCAUCCUCGGAAA
Messenger RNA from Nematostella vectensis (starlet sea anemone), 1807 nucleotides. Its product is annotated as F-box protein At1g78280-like. Gene Ontology annotation, molecular function: histone H4R3 demethylase activity; sequence-specific DNA binding. The record is from RefSeq and is a predicted model, not a curated record. Gene Ontology annotation, biological process: protein hydroxylation; negative regulation of gene expression; positive regulation of translational termination. Bases 230 to 1432 code for a protein of 400 amino acids. Gene Ontology annotation, cellular component: nucleus; cytoplasm. The transcript is spliced from 10 exons. Lineage: Eukaryota; Metazoa; Cnidaria; Anthozoa; Actiniaria; Edwardsiidae.